Messenger RNA from Leptinotarsa decemlineata (Colorado potato beetle), 894 nucleotides. Its product is annotated as retinol dehydrogenase 14. The record is from RefSeq and is a predicted model, not a curated record. NCBI's taxonomy places the organism in Eukaryota, Metazoa, Arthropoda, Insecta, Coleoptera, Chrysomelidae.
GAAUAGGAUUUCAAACUGCUCUUAAUUUGGCAUCCAGGGGGUGCAAAGUUAUAAUCGCUGACAAAAAUGUGAGUGAAGACAUUAGAGACAAGCUGAUCAGGGAAACGGGGAACCAAAACAUAUCUCUAGAAUUUGUGGACCUGAUAUCUUUCAGUUCCGUGAGGAGAUUGGCUGAAAAACUGAAGAAAUCAGAAAAAAAGUUGGAUAUUCUAAUUAACAAUGCUGGAACAGGCAAGGGGCCCGAUGCUCUAACUGAAGAUGGUUUGAAUUCCACAAUACAGAUAAAUCAUUACAGUUCGUUUCUCCUGACUCAUUUACUUGUUGAUCUGCUGAAAAAAUCAUCAUCUGGUAGAAUCGUCUUCACGAGUUCGGCUUUAUCACACUUCCACAACUUCUCUUCAGAUGAUGCAAAAAAUGGAAAAAUCAAAGAGAAGAUGAAAAUAUUUGAUUACAACAAUUCCAAAUUCAUGCAGAUAUUGGUGUCCGAUAUUUUCGCCAUGAAGCUGAAAAAAUUCAAUAUAACUUCCAACGCUUAUCAUCCCGGAAUUGUGAACACGGGAAUAAUAAACCAAGCCGUCAGGGACGCUCGAGGACUAUGGGAGAGUCUACUGGUGUAUUUCCUGCUAUGUCUCUUAUUUCUAUAUGGGAAGACACCAGAAGAAGGAGCACAAACUGCUAUUCAUCUAGCAAUUUCUAAAGAUGUUGAAGGUGUAACUGGAAAAUACUUUGGAGAAACAACACCUACUCCAAAGCCAAGAGGAGCUUAUAACAAAGCCUUUUGCGAAGGAAUAUGGAACGCUUCCGAAGUGGUGGUAAAAUUAAGACCAGAAGAGAAAUUGUGAAUUGUUGAAUAAGUUUAUAAUUAAAUUGAAUUUAACUGUAUCUCAUAUUCCA